AUGGCAAGCCAGACUCUUAACUAUGGGCUUAACUUCACAUUCUUCAAUGACUCAGACAUUUUAAACGCCGAACCAAGUGUAGUGCGAUUACUUGUUUCCGACUUAUCCACCGACCAGUACUUCAAGGUGGCACUGUUGACGGUAUUAGUCUACUAUGCUGUUACAACGAUGGAUAAAGAGAUAAAAUACUUUUGGUGCAUUGAUGGUGACGAAGCCUGA
Molecule: messenger RNA, 219 nt
Organism: Fomitiporia mediterranea MF3/22
Lineage: Eukaryota; Fungi; Basidiomycota; Agaricomycetes; Hymenochaetales; Hymenochaetaceae
Exons: 4
Coding region: 1-219 (72 amino acids)
Source: RefSeq, a predicted model, not a curated record